Drosophila pseudoobscura is the source of this 644-nucleotide messenger RNA. RefSeq names its product NADH dehydrogenase (ubiquinone) B14 subunit (gene ND-B14). Bases 2 to 466 code for a protein of 154 amino acids. Lineage: Eukaryota; Metazoa; Arthropoda; Insecta; Diptera; Drosophilidae. The transcript is spliced from 3 exons. Gene Ontology annotation, biological process: response to oxidative stress. The record is from RefSeq and is a predicted model, not a curated record.
GAUGCAUCGGAAAACAUCAGUAAACAUCGGCAGAAAUUACAUCACUAAUUACUUCGGUAAAAAUAAUUUUGCGCAAAAAACCGAAACAGCCAUGGCCGGACGUGAAGCCAUUAAACGGGCCGUACAGCAGGUGCGUCCCAUUCUGUCCGUCGACAGGGAGGAGGCACGCAAGCGUGCCCUGAACCUUUACAAGGCCUGGUACCGCCAGAUUCCCUACAUCGUAAUGGACUACGAUAUUCCUAUGACUGUGGAGCAGUGCCGCUCCAAGUUGCGCGAGCAAUUUGUCAAGGACCGUCAUGUAACCGACAUACGCGUGAUUGACAUGCUCGUCAUCAAGGGGCAAAUGGAGCUGAAGGAGACGGUGGAGAUCUGGAAACAAAAAGGCCAUAUUAUGCGCUACUGGAAGGAGUCGCAGGAGCCCAAGCCCACAGACUUCCUCUCAAAAUUCGUCCAGGGCGUUAAUUAGAUUUUCAAAUUAAAGUAGCUUAAAUAUAUUCCGAGUCCGGAGUGAACAAGUAACAAAAGAUCUGGGGGCGCUUCAGAAGCACUUUUAUAACGGUUUAUUGAGAUUGGUAACUUCAGAAAUAUCAUGGUUUCGUUUCUAUGUACCUUCAGUGACAUACACGUGAAUGUAAAUACCACCA